AUGAGGCUCAUAUCUAUCUUCGGCGUGCAUUUUCUGGCUGCGCUGGUGCACCUCCAAUCUGUCUCCGGUGCUAGCAACUCCUCCUCUUCCUCCAAGGCACCGACCCUGCCGCUGAGCACCGACUCGACGUUCAACUUCGAUUUCCUGAUUCCUCUCGGCCUGGCCCUAACUGGAGGGUCGGACAUUAGCCCGGUCCUUGGUGUCGCCAAUGUCGUCGAGCCCGGCAAUAUGACAUCGUACUAUGAGGAGUUCUACAAACUGGCCAACUACACCAAAAACCAGGCCGAGGAUACGGAGAACGCCUACGACCCUAUCAACGUCCGAGACACCUGGUUCUCGGCGUCGAAUUACUUUCGUCGUGCGGACUUCCUCAUCCACCAGAACUGGAGCAACCCGGACAUCAUGACGCUGUGGGCCGAGCAGACCAGCGCCUUCAACAAGGCCAUCGCAGCGCUGCCCAUCCCAGGGACGCGGAUCCGCAUCCCGGCCAAGAAGCAGAACUUCACCAUCGAAGCCAUCUGGUACGGUGCGAGCACGAACAAGACAGCCAAGUUGCCCACUCUCGUCGUGGGCAACGGCUUCGACGCGGCGCAGGAGGACUCGUACCACAACUUCUGUGCGCCGGCAGUGCUCCGAGGCUGGAACUGCAUCACGUACGAGGGCCCCGGGCAGAACACGGUGCGCCGGUACCAGGACAUCGGCUUCAUGCCAGAGUGGGAGGACGUCGGCACCCCCGUGGUUGACUGGGUGUACGAGAACAAGGCAGAUGUUGUCGACGGGGACCGCCUCGCCCUCCUCGGCAACUCGUUCGGCUCCCUCCUGGCCCUGCGCGUGGCGGCUUUCGAGCCCCGGAUCAAGGCGGUAGUCGCCAUCGACGGCAUCUGGGACUUUUACAAGAGCGCCAUAGCUCCGAUCCCGACCGAAGUCCUCGCCCUGUACGAGGCCGGCAAGGAGCAGGAGUUCGACAGGGAGCUGCUCCACCGGCGCGCCACCAACCAGCUCUCCACGAUGACCGCUUGGGGUCUGGACCAGGGUCUAUGGUCCUUCUACACGCAUUCGCCGUCCGAGUUCCUCACCAAGGCCAAGGAGUUUGAGGUCGGCGGUUUCGUCAGUAAGAUCAGGGUGCCCGUCUUCAUCGGCAAUGCCGAGUUCGAUACCUUCGUGACUGGCCAGCCUGCGACGCUGAAGCAAGCUCUGGGCACUUUGGGUACGCUUCAUGACUUCAACGGCACUGCCGGCUACCACUGCCAGACUGGUGCUACGCAGGAGAUGGUGAGGUCUAUCUUUGCAUGGCUGAACAAGACUUUUCCCAAGACUUGA
Molecule: messenger RNA, 1320 nt
Organism: Exophiala spinifera
Lineage: Eukaryota; Fungi; Ascomycota; Eurotiomycetes; Chaetothyriales; Herpotrichiellaceae
Exons: 1
Coding region: 1-1320 (439 amino acids)
Source: RefSeq, a predicted model, not a curated record